UUUCCCACGGAUGCCUGCGGGUGUUCCAGAUGUCACUAAGGAAGUCAAUCAGGAAGAUGGGCUCCCGUGGACAGGGAUUCAUGCUGGGAUGCUGCCUGCUGCUGGCUGUCACCUGGGGCCCGGUCCUGAGCCUUGUGCCCCGAGUUCAGGAGGAACAACAGGAGUGGGAAGAGACAGAGGAGCUGACAUCUCCCCUGGAUCAUGUGACAAGGCCCGAAGAAACACACAAGAGGUAUAGCCCUAGCCAGCGUGAGGGCCUCCCCACUUCCCGGUGCUAUCGAUGCUGUGACUCCAACCCUCCCGUAUACCAGACAAUCCCUCCGCCCCAGAUCAACAUCACCAUCCUAAAAGGUGAGAAAGGUGACCGAGGGGAUCGAGGCCUCCAGGGGAAGUAUGGCAAAAUAGGUUCUACGGGUCCCAGGGGCCACAUUGGCCCCAAAGGGCAGAAGGGAUCUAUGGGAGCCCCUGGGGACCACUGCAAGAGCCAGUACGCAGCCUUCUCCGUGGGCCGAAAGAAGGCUCUGCACAGUAACGACUACUUCCAGCCUGUGGUCUUUGACACGGAGUUUGUGAACCUCUACAAUCACUUCAACAUGUUCACCGGGAAGUUCUACUGCUACGUGCCCGGCAUAUACUUCUUCAGCCUCAACGUGCACACGUGGAACCAGAAGGAGACGUACCUGCACAUCAUGAAGAACGAGGAGGAGGUCGUGAUCCUGUACGCGCAGGUGAGCGACCGCAGCAUCAUGCAGAGUCAGAGCCUGAUGCUGGAGCUGCGCGAGCAGGAUGAGGUAUGGGUGCGCCUCUUCAAGGGCGAGCGUGAGAACGCCAUCUUCAGUGACGAGUUCGACACCUACAUCACCUUCAGCGGCUACCUGGUCAAGCCGGCCUCCGAGCCCUAGCAGACACCCCUUGGAGCUUCCACGGACUUCUGACCUCCUUGCCUGUCACCUGGCUUAUCCCUGCAUUCUACGGACACUGGAGUCCUGCCCCAGGCUGACCCCAUCAUCUCUCUCCUCCACCCUGGCUUCCUUGGCCUUGACUUCCUCAGUUUUGGUUUUUGACAAGAUGCCCUUGGCCACCGGGAAGCCCAAAGGUCCCAGAUCUGGCGGCUACUCUACGCGGAGAGCUGCCGGUGGAUGAGAUCAUUGGGCGGGGAGACUGUGUGGACAUUGAGGGACCUCCAGCUCCUCCUGUGUACACAGCCUUAGACGACCCUGUGCUGUGUUGUCCUGUGGCCACAGGGUGUUCCAGAGCACAGCCCCUGUGUGUUUUCAUUCCUGGACGCAAGUAAGCAAAGGUCGUGGGUUUCUUAGGAACGAAGUAAAGCAGAAAAGAGAAAGAAAGCUGGUGUGUUAGUUUUGGCUUUCCAGCCAGCUUGGAGAGAGGGGGCCCACGUGUGUGUGUGUUUGUACUGAGGAAACUGAGGCACAGGAAAAGCAUAAAUGGCUACAGAGGAGCUGCAGUUUGUGGGUUUGGAAACCACAUCUGACUUAGCUCUAGGCCGGGCUUUCCUGGGGACAGCAGGACCGACUUCUGCGCUCUGUUGACAUGCUAGAGCUUUCCCCAGCGGCUUGUCAGUCUUUUAGAGCCACAGUGGCGAAAGGGUUGGGGGAGGGCAGCAAGUGUCCUCUAUGGUUGACUCUGGGCUGGUGGCAGCAUCCUGCUUGCUCCAACUCACAGGAUCCUGACAGUGGCUGGGACCUCAGGGACCCCUGCAGGUUUUCUCUGUAUAAGAAAUAAAGCUCCUACUAUGUGCCAGUACCUCUCAGCUCUGCUCCACACUUCCCCAGCCACUCUGGAGCACAGGACGGGUGGGCUUUCUUGCCUGUUGGGGUCUCAGGUCCCCGUUCUUCCUUCCGGAUGGACUAACCACGGAAGGACCAGGCCUCUGCUUUGGGUUCCAUCAAACUGCCCCUCACCGUCCCAUGUCCCGCUCCUUCCCAGUUCAGCAUCCCAUCUGGGUAUGUGAGCUGGUGAGUCUGAUAGACCUGCCCAGCCCUGACACAGCCUAGCAGCCUAUGGCCAUGUGAUAGGGACUUCCUUUGGGUCCCAGAGCUGGGGGCGGAGGUGUAAAAUCUUCCUAAGUGGUAGAAGAGGAAACAGGAAAUUCAUAUCCCGCUGCCAGCUCAGACUCAGGGAUGGCCUCGGGGCUGACUCUCUGAUUGCAGAGAACCUGUGUUCAUUUCCCAUCUCACCCCAGGUUGAUCCCCAGGGCCCGGGCCACUGGGUAUCUGCUUUGUGCCAACUAGGCCUUGCUUGCUGCUUCCUGGUGGCCCUUGGUUAGGAUCCUUCUCCUUCUGGAGCUCAGUGUGUACGUAUGCCGCCUCCAAAGAGGCUUCUGCUGGUCAGACUCUCCAAGCCGCUUUCCGUGGGCGCGCCUACAGCAGAGGCUGCUGCCUCCUGUGCUCUACCUUGCUCUUUCUGGAAAACAUUAAACUCACCAUGGAGAUCCACAGCAA
Rattus rattus (black rat) is the source of this 2462-nucleotide messenger RNA. It is a transcript of the gene C1qtnf1, whose product is annotated as C1q and TNF related 1. NCBI's taxonomy places the organism in Eukaryota, Metazoa, Chordata, Mammalia, Rodentia, Muridae. The coding region runs from base 30 to 902 and encodes 290 amino acids. Gene Ontology annotation, molecular function: protein binding. The transcript has 4 exons. The record is from RefSeq and is a predicted model, not a curated record.